AUGACUAAAAGCAACGGAACUAGAAAGAAAGUCAAGCUUUCUUAUAUUCUCAAUCGCACUCUGAGAAAAGCUUCGUUCAAAAAGAGAAAAGCUUGUAUUGUGAAGAACUUAGAUGAACUCACUACCCUAUGCGGCGUUGAAGGUUGUACAAUCAUUUAUAGUGAAUUUGAUUCACAACCUGAUGUAUGGCCAUCUACAAAUGAAGCACGAAGAAUAAUUACCAAAUACUUGGGUUUUCCGAAGAUUGAUCAAGUAAAACGAAGGGUCAACCAAGAGACUUUCACAAGGCAAAGGAUCGAAAAGGUGCAAGAGAAACUGAAAAGACAACAAAGAGAGAACCGUCAUAAAGAAAUGACGUAUAUCAUGUUUCAAUCCAUGAUAAACCCACUAACAGCAUUGUCAAAUUUGAAUGUGGAGGGUUUUGAGGACCUAACUAGGGUUGCCAGUCAAUACUUAAUGGAGGUUGAAAAGUUGAUGGAGAUUCACAUGGGAUUCCAACCUCCUCCCAAUACGGAUUUUCAACAGACCAGCAUGGGAUUUCAGACUCUGCUCACUGAUUUCCCACAAAAUGACUUGCCUUACAUGGAUCCCAAUGUGGGAAUGCCCGACCCGAGCGACUUACCCCCAUUUCCUUGA
Impatiens glandulifera is the source of this 636-nucleotide messenger RNA. RefSeq names its product agamous-like MADS-box protein AGL80. The transcript is spliced from 2 exons. Gene Ontology annotation, biological process: positive regulation of transcription by RNA polymerase II. The record is from RefSeq and is a predicted model, not a curated record. Gene Ontology annotation, molecular function: RNA polymerase II cis-regulatory region sequence-specific DNA binding; protein dimerization activity; DNA-binding transcription factor activity, RNA polymerase II-specific. Bases 1 to 636 code for a protein of 211 amino acids. NCBI's taxonomy places the organism in Eukaryota, Viridiplantae, Streptophyta, Magnoliopsida, Ericales, Balsaminaceae.